Closterium sp. Naga37s-1 is the source of this 8637-nucleotide messenger RNA. Lineage: Eukaryota; Viridiplantae; Streptophyta; Zygnematophyceae; Desmidiales; Closteriaceae. The record is from the annotation of a GenBank genome assembly.
AUGCUGGCACUGCCAGAUUCUUCAAAAUCCAGGCUCUCUAACGGGAACUGCAAACACACAAGCGGCUAUGCUCUCUCUCCUUCCCUCCGCUCGUCUCCUCCCACCACCGCCUCCUCUCUGUGCUUCCACAACAUCUCCUACUCUGUCGCCAUUCGGUGCCAUCCACUAGCCUUCCUCCCUGCCAUCCCCUCCCGCUGCUGCUCCUCCACUUCUCGCAACGGCACGGCUGCAGGUACCCCCCCUGAUGCGCCUUUGCACACCUCUCGGCACAGUCAAGCUCCAUACAGUCACAAUCAGCAGUCUGGCCAGCAGCAGCAGCAGCAGCGGCAGCAGCAGCAGCAGCAGCAGCAGCAGCGGCGAAACAUCCUGCAGGGGAUAUCAGGGUCUGCCAAGGCAGGGCAGGUGACAGCAAUCAUGGGAGCCAGUGGGUCCGGCAAAACCACUCUCCUAGACUUCCUCUCCCACCGCAUCUCCCUCCCAUCCACUCCAGAUGCCCGUCCCACACCCUCCUCCUCUCCCUCCGCAUCUCCUCUCCCUCCUCCUUUCCUCACCUCUCCGGCUUCUGUCACUCCUCCCACGACCACUCCUCUAAACGGGGCCCCAGUGGCUGCUCUCUCCUCUUCCACCACCGCCCUCUCCCCUUCAAUAACUCUAAACGGAGCACCAGUGACUGCUAGCACAAUGAGGCGGGUGUCAGCCUAUGUGAUGCAGGACGACCUGCUGUUCCCCGCGCUCACAGUGCGCGAGACGCUGCUGUUUGCGGCCGAGCUGAGGCUGGGGAAUGGCAGGGUGGGGCGGAGGGCCAAGGAGGAGAAGGUGGAGGGGCUGAUGCGGCUUCUGGGGCUCACUCGAGUGGCGGACUCCCGCAUUGGUGAUGAGAACAGGAGGGGCGUUUCGGGUGGCGAGCGCAAGAGGGUGGCGAUAGGGGUGGAGAUGGUGGGAGACCCCUCGCUGCUUUUCCUAGACGAGCCCACCUCUGGUCUUGACUCCACCUGUGCCUUCCACGUGGUCAAGGCUGUGCGGGACGUGGCCAGACUGCGAAGCAGCAUAGUGCUCAUGGUGCUGCACCAGCCCAGUUUCAGGGUCCUCAAUCUCCUCGACAACCUCCUUCUCCUCGGAUCCGGGCACACGGUUUUUUCAGGCUGCCCGUCCGAGCUGCCAGGCUACCUCACGGAUUUUGGCUGCCCAGCUCCGCCCUUUUCCAACCCAGUGGAGUUCACACUUGAUCUUAUCCAGUCAUUGCAGAUGGAAGGGCAGCAGGAAGGGCAGGGCGUGGAGGGUGAGCAAAAAGGCCUGGGAAGGACAAGAGGCCACGGAGAGGGAAGACAGGGAAAAAAGGGAGAGGAUGGGCACGAGGGACAGGAGAGAUUAAAAGGGGGAGAGGAGGAGGAUGUAGAGGCACAGGGUGGGGUGAAGGUGAACGGUGAGACUCAGGCCAACGGUGGUGCUGGUACACCUGGCAUCCAGCGAUUGGCCGAGUUCCACCGGGAAUGGGUGAGAACAAAGGCUGCAAGAGCAGGAUCGAAGGGCAUGGAGAGCAACCCCCAAGAAGCAGUGGGAGAGCAAGGAGCAAAAGGAGCAGGGAUUGGUGAAAGGGGAGACGGAAAGAGGAGCAGCUCCUGUGUGAGUGGAGAUGAGAACGGGAGCACGAGCAACAGUGGAUCGGAUAUUCCUUCUUUGGAGCUGAUUACCAGCUCGAGUAACAAGAGCACUGUGAGCACCAGCAGCAGCAGCGCGAGCAUCAGCAGCGACAGCACCAGCAGCAGCACUACCAGCACCGAACAGAAGCAGCAGAAGGAGCUACAGAGGAGCGAUGAGAGCGAGGAAAAAGAGGAGGAGAAGGAGGCGGAGGAGGAGGGGCAGGGAAGUGUGGGGAGGCAGCAGGGAAAGUAUGCGAAUGGGUGGUGGAGGGAGCUGUGGGUGCUGACAGCCCGGUCGGCUAUUAUGAUUCGCCGGACUCCAGCGCUGUACCUGCUGCGCCUGCUGUUGAUCAUGAUAACGGGGCUGCUUAUAGCGUCGCUCUUCUGGCAGCCAGAGUUCAACACACGUGGAGUGCACGAGCGUCUGGCCUUCAUUGCCUUCCUCACGUGUACGCUCUUCUUCUCCUCUGGUGAUGCAACUCCGCUCUUCAUACAGGAGCGCAACAUAUUUGUGCGGGAGACGACGCACAACGCGUACCGCUCGUCCACGUACCUGCUGGCCUCCACGCUCGUCUACCUGCCUCUGCACCUCCUCAUGUCCCUCGCCAUCACCCUCGAGGCCUGGUGGUGCCUCAGUCUCACCGGGGGGACGGCAGGGCUGGCCUUUAUGGUGCUCGUGUGCUUCUGCUGCCUCUUCACAGGGAAUGCCAUUGCCACAUUCGUUAGUGCCACAGUCAACAAUGUCAUUCUCGCUUAUGCGGUGGUCAUCACCGUUUUGGCCAACUUUGCCCUCGUCUGCGGCUUUUAUAUAGAGCGAGCCAGCAUUCCCUCUUACUGGCUCUGGCUACACUACAUUUCUCCGCUGAAAUACGCUUAUGAGGCGCUUGCUCUUAACGAGUUUGACCGGGUGACCUCGCUGUGUUACCUUUCUGCACGUGAUAUCUACUCCUCUACACCACUCUCGGUUCUGCUCGAUGAAGUGGAUGUUCAAAGGUCACUAGUCGCACUGCGUCCUGCACUGGUUGGCUCCCCGUUUGCUGAGGUGUCGACAUCCACCUGUCUUCAGACCGACAAGCCAGCAGCGAGCUCGUCCUCUCAGACCACCAAGCCAAGAGCAACCACAGAUGGCGCUCGAACAGCUCCCUCGCCUUCCACAGCCAUCGCUCGAGCUUCUGCUCCUGCCGCCACUGCUCCUUCCGCCGCUUCUCCAGCGAAAGCGAAGGCCCAGGAGGCGUCAGCGGGCUUUAAAACACCCGAGAAAGCAGCUUCAAAGCCCGUCACUGAAGCAGCUCAAGCCUCCCCUGCGAGAACCACUGCAUCAGCAGCAGCAGGGGAAGGUUCAGCAGCAGGGGGAGCAGCAGGGGUUUCGGCUAAGGGAAAGGAAGCAGAGGCGAAGGCGGCAGUGGGUGGAGUGGUGAAGGAGGAGGAGAAGAAGGUGGAGAAGAAGCCAACCAAGAUCGUGAAGCUCGUCAAAGGAAAGCUCACCAAGCCACAGGCUGAGGUCGAAGCAGCAGCAGCAGCAGCAGCAGCAGCAGCAGGAGGAGCAAGAGAAGGAGCUGGUGAGGCUGCUCUGGUGACAUCUGAGGCUGCACCAAAUGGGUCGACGGCCGUGGAUACGUCAGCUGUGAUCUCAGCAGGAGACGCAGCAGCAGCAGCGCCAGUGGCUUCACCGGGAGUUGACUCUUCGCUCCAGAUUGCCUCAUCAGCAGCGGUAGCAAACCAAGAGGUGUCAAGCGGUGCUGUGAAAGGAGCAGGCGAUGUAGUGAAGGUAGAAGAGGACGAGGAGGGAGGAGCAGGGUGGGCGAUAGAUGAGGAGGUGUUACCUGGUAACCGGGCCACGGUUCCUGCCAGUCCUCGUCUAGGCGACAAGCCGGAUGCUGAAUCAGCAACCUCUGCCCCCGAGCCUGUUGCCGCAGCUACGGCUGAAGCUGUUGCCGAACCGGAGGUCGAGGAAGAGCCCAAACCUACACCAGGUUCGGCAGAAGGCGAAGCUGUUGCAGGAAUGGGAGGGAAUUCGGCAGAGGAAGGGGACGGGUGGGCUGCAGUGAUUGAAGAGGAAGACGUUAUAACGAACGGGGAAGAUGCAGCCCCCGUUAAUGCAGAUGCUGGAUUGAAAGAUGGCUUUAAGAAAUCAGAGGAUGCUGCAGGGGAUGACGCUGCCGGUGCUGCUAAUGCGUCCUCCACGCCUCUGCCAUUCAGCGGGUUCGAAGCAGCAUCAGAGGGAGUUUUCAGCAUAGACGACGGGGAAGGGGAUGGGGAGGAGGACGGGGAGGCCGCCCCUGCGCCUUCCCCCAUCAAACCCUUCCUGUCUCCACCAGUUAGGUCACCGAUCAAGUCACCAGUCAGAUCACCAUUCGGUGAUGCUUCUUCUUCUGCAUUCUCUGCGUCUCCUGCAGCAGCUGCCGCCACUGUCCCUCUCGUUCCUGUUGCUGCUAGCCCUAUAGCGGAUGGUGCUCAGGCGGCUUCUGAAAUCGAGGCAGCGGCAGGUGAAGAAGCAGCUGCAGAGAGGGGGUCUGCAGCGGAGAGCGGUUCGGAUGCUGCUGCAGCAGCAGUUUUUUCCAUUGCAGGAGGCGAAAAGGGCUCUGAAGCUGAUGCACAGGUGAGUGAAGAGGGAAGGAGGUCUUUGAAUCAAGAAUCCGGGGCAGAGGAGGAGAAAGUGGUAACGCAGAAUGAUGUAGCAGCGGAGGGAGAUUCAGGGGAGGCAGAUGCAGGGGAGACGGAUGCAGGGGAGGCGGGCUCAGGGGAGGCAGAUCCAGGGCAGGCGGAUGCAGGGGAGGGGGCGGAUGUGCCGCCAGAGGAAAGACUGGCGUCUGCUGCUCCAGCCACUGCUGAAGCUUCCGAAGCCGCAGCUUCUGGCGAAGCUACUGAAGCUGAAGCUGCUGCAGCUUCUGCUGAAGCUACUGAAGCUGUGGCAGCUGCUGAAGCUGCUCCAGAGGGAGGGGAAGGAGUGCGGGGAGAAGGAGGGCAUGCUGCUGCUGCGAAUGGCCUUAUGGAACUGGCAACCAUGGAGAGUGCACUGCAGAAUGCGGGCAGGCAGGCACAGACCAAGGCGGACGAGCUCGCCAAAGCGAUGACUGUGAAUGAUGAGCUUCGGGCCGAACUGGAGGACUGGAAGGCAAAAAUGAACAAUGAUGCAGAGCUGGAAGCUCUACGGGAGGAGUACCAGCACCGACUGGGGGCAGCUGAAAGAAAGGUGUACGCGCUGACCAAGGAGCGGGACAUGCUACGGCGGGAGCAGAGCCGCAAGGCAGACACGUCGACGCUUCUGAAGGAGAAGGAUGAGAUCAUACGCCAGGUCAUGGCGGAAGGCGAGGAACUUUCCAAGAAACAGGCCGCACAGGAAGGGGCCAUGAAGAAGCUCCGCACUCAGCUCCGGGAGAUGGAGGAGGAAAGGACGCGGCUACAAAAUCGGCUGCAAGUGGAGGAAGCUCGAGUGGAGAGCAUCAAGAAAGACAAAGCAGCCACCGAAAAGGCGCUUCAAGACGCAGUAGAACGCGGGCAGGCGGAUCUCGCCGCCCAAAAAGACUUCUACGUUUCUGCCCUUUCAGCUGCCCGGGAGGCGCAGGCAGCAGCAGAGGCGCGGGCGGACAGCGAAGCAAAGGCGGAGGCAGAGAGGAAGUUGAGGGAGGCGGGGGAGAGGGAGAGGGCGCUGGUGAUGACUGUGGAGGAGCUCCGGCAGGCUCUCACAAGGAGCGAGCAGCAGGCAGGGUUCCGAGAGCAGAUGCUGCGGCGGGACCUUGAGGACAUGGAGAAAAGGUGCCAGGCAGCGGAGGCUCGGCACGAGGAGCUAGUGGCUCGGAUACCGGAGUCGACCCGCCCGCUGCUGCGGCAGAUAGAGGCGAUGCAGGAGUCGGCCAACACGCGCAUGGAGGCACUGUCAGGGGUGGAGCGGGCGCUGAAUGGCAGAUUGCAGGAGGCAGAGGCGAAGGCGGCAGUGGCGGAGGAGAGGGAGCGGGUGACGAGCGAGCGGCUGAACCAGACGCUGUCCCGCCUGGCAGUCAUGGAAGCCCAGCUCUCCUGCCUGCGCGCCGAGCACUCCCAGCUCUCCCGCUCCCUCGACAAGGAGCGUCAGCGGGCGGCGGAGAACCGGACGGAGUAUCUGAGUGCGCAGGAGGCGAAGGUUGCAGCGGAAGGGAGGGUGAAGGUGGUGGAGGAGGAGAUGAGGGAGGUGAAGGGGAGAUGGCGGAAGGAGGUGCAGGAGGAACGGCAGAGGAGGGAGCUUGUGGAGCAGGAACUGGAGAGCGAGCGGGCAUCCAUGGCUGAGCAUGAGAGGAAGAUUCGGGCAGAGGGGCGGGCUGCAGCGGAGAAGGCACUGGUCGCAGCCCAUGCAGCAGCAGGCUCCUCUUACCCCGAGCUCUCAGCUCAUCAGAGGGCAGGGCUGCAGCAGAGAAGGCACUGGUGGCAGCCCAUGCAGCAGCAGGCUCCUCCUACCCCGAGCUCUCAGUGCGCCAGUCCCUGCGUUGAGUCCCCAGCAGCAGCAGUGCGGGCAACAGUGCCAUCGAGGAGGCAACGGCCUCGGGCAUCCUCCCUUGUUCCCUUACACCCGUUUCCUCCUGUUCCACAUACAUCCCUCCCCAUGCAGUCCGUCAGUCUCUACGUUGAGUCCCCAGCAGCAGCAGUGCGGGCAGCAGCGCCAUCGAGGAGGCAACAGCCUCGGGCAUCCUCGCAGCCUCGCUGCUCCCUGGGGCCUCCUCCUCCCACCCCGACCACCCUCUUCUCAGCAACCACCAUCGCUGCCUGCUUGCUAACGCCCCUUGCCUCUAACUCCCCCCCUCCUUCUCCUGCUCUCCCCACUGCUCUCCACCCUUCUCCACCCCUUUCCAGUCCGCCAGUCCCUGCGCCGGGUCCCCAGCAGCAGCAGUGCGGGCAGCAGUUCCAUCGAGGAGGGAACGGCCUCGGGCAUCCUCGCAGCCUCGCUGCUCCCUGGAGGCUCCUCCUCCCACCCAGAUCUUCUCACUGGAACCAUCAUUGUGCGCCAGGCAUUGAGGCGAGUCCCCAGCAGCAGCAGUGCGGGCAGCAGCGCCAUCGAGGAGGCAACAGCGUCGGGCAUCCUCGCUGCCUCGCUGCUCCCUGGAGGCUCCUCCUCCCACCCCGACCUCCUCACUGGUUGCUCACGCCCCUUGCCUCCUGCUCUCCCCCCCCUGCUCCCCCCCUCCUGCUCCAUCCCUCCUUCCUCCCCGCCCCUCUCCACCCCUCUCCACCCCUCUCCACCCCUCUCUCCCAUCCAGUCCGUCAGUCGCUGCGUCGGGUCCCCAGCAGCAGCAGUGCGGGCAGCAGUGCCAUCGAGGAGGCAACAGCGUCGGGCAUCCUCGCAGCCUCACUCCUCCCUGGAGGCUCCUCCUCCCACUCCGACCUCCUCACAGGGGCUAUUAUCGGCGGCACCAGCAGCAGCGGCGGCGGGGGGGGCGGGGGGUUUGGGAUGCUUGGUGCCAGUUCGUCUAUGGGGGCGUUGGGGGGAGGGAUGGGGGGAGGGGUGGGGAUGGGGUAUGGUGGGGCGAGUGGUGGAGGUCUGCUGAGGCCGAGUGCUGCGAAUGCUGCGACUGUGGAGCAUUUGGAGUCGCUGCUGCGACAGAAGGAUGGAGAAAUUGCCACACACACCGCGAGACUGGCCGCACUGGAGAGCACACGCGAUUCUCUGGCUGAAGAGCUGGUUAAGACAACCACCCAGUGUGAGAGUCUGCGCAGCGAGGUGACUCAGCUGCCGGGUCUCAAGGCGGAGCUGGAGGCGAUCAGGAGGCGGCAUGCUUCUGCUCUGGAGCUCAUGGGGGAGAGAGACGAGCAGGUGGAGGAGCUGAGGGCAGACCUGAUGGAUGUGAAGCAGAUGUAUCGGGAGCAGAUCGACAUGCUGGUGGAUCAGGUGGUGAACAAGCCAGCAGGAGUGAAGCAUUCGCCGCUGCACCGAUUCGUGGGGGGAGCAUUGGUCAACCGAGUGGCACAUUACCUACAAGCCGACCCCUUCACAGUGCACCGACUAGACAUGUACACGAGCGGGGUCAUCUGCUUCGCCAAGUCUCGCCCUGUCUCCCAGGCCCUCCACCAGGCCUUCCGCACCAAAGACCAGGUGGCGAAGCAGUGUCUGGUGCUGGUGGUGUUGCUUCCUCGUUCGGACUCCUUCUCAGUUGAUGCUCCUAUCCUCUAUCUCCCCCCCCUUCCUGCCUGCCUCUUCCAGGCGGCGAAGCAGUGUCUUGUGCUGCUGGUGGCGAAGCAGUAUCUGGUGCUGGUGGUGGGGCUGCCUCGUUCGGACUCCUUCACAGGCGAUGCCCCCACAGCACGAGACCCUGACCAUGACUUGCCUCCCGCCCUCUGUGGCGAAGCAGUAUCUGGAGCUCGUGGUGGGGCUGCCCCCAUUGCACGAGACCCUGACCAUGACUCGCUCCCUGCUCUCCAUGUGUUGCUCUCCCUCCCUAUUUGCGUUGCUCCCCUGCCCCGUGUCGUUGCCCCCCACCCCCUUCAACCCUCCCAGGUGGCGAAGCAGUAUCUGGUGCUCGUGGUGGGGCUGCCUCCUUCGGACUCGUUCGUUAUCGAUGCUCCCAUUGCACGAGACCCUGACCACGAGUUUGCGCGCAUGGUUGUAGCAGCAGAGGAGGUUGGAGAAGGGAGGGGGGAGGUUGGAGAGGGGAGGGAGGGAGACGUGCCGCAGGAAGCUCCCAUUGCACGAGACCCUGACCAUGAGUUUGCACGCAUGGUUGUGGGAGAGGAGGUUCGAGAGAGGAGGGAAGAGGGAAUGGUGGAGGAGGAUGGAGAGAGGAGGGGAGAAGGGGCUACAGAGGAGCAGAGAGAAGGGAUCGGAGAGGCUGGGACAGAGGAGCUGGGAGCGAGGGGACAGGGGACAGGGGAGGAGACGGAUGGAAGGGGUGAGGGAGUGGGAGAGAGUGUAGGAGAGAGUGGGAUGAAGAAAAAGGAGAGCAAGACACAGGCAGCAGUGACAGAGUUUCGUGUGCUUGCAAGAAGUGAAGCGUCCGGGUAUGACCUCACAUCAGACAGUUUCGUCGUCUGA